Hirundo rustica (Barn swallow) is the source of this 4446-nucleotide messenger RNA. RefSeq names its product ceramide kinase (gene CERK). Gene Ontology annotation, molecular function: kinase activity. Bases 139 to 1794 code for a protein of 551 amino acids. The record is from RefSeq and is a predicted model, not a curated record. NCBI's taxonomy places the organism in Eukaryota, Metazoa, Chordata, Aves, Passeriformes, Hirundinidae. The transcript has 14 exons.
GCCGCCCCGCCCGGGCCAGCCGGGGUAGCGGCGGCGGGCCGGGGGCGCCGUUAGCAGCUGCCGGGCUCGCCCCGCGGCGCCCGCCCGCUCCGCCGGGCCAUGCGGUAGCGGCCGCGGCGGGCCGGGCUCUCGGCGGCCAUGGAGCGGCUCCCCGGCGGCCGCCGGCCCCGGCUCGAGUCCUCGCUGGGGCUGGGGCGGCGCUCCUGGGAGGUCACCUUAGACGAGGAGCGGGGGCGGCUGGCCUGGCGCGACCCCCGCCCGCCGCGCCGCGCCCGCGAAAACUGUUCUGUACCCAUCUCUGAGAUCAUUGCUGUUGAAGAAACUGAGCUUAACAAGAAACAACGUAACAUUGGCAGAUGGCAAAAAAUGGCAAAGCUACAUGCUUUCACAGUGUAUUAUGUGAAGAAAGCCCGAAAUCACCGCUGGCGGUGCAGCAAUGUGACGUUUUGGUGUGUUGAUGAGCACUUAUGUAAUCAGUGGAUACAGGCGCUGAAGGAAUUACUUGAAAUGCAAAAGUCUAGACCAAAGCAGCUGCUUGUGUAUAUUAAUCCCUUUGGAGGAAAAAGACAAGGGAAGAGGAUUUAUGAACAGAAAGUUGCUCCACUCUUCAGUCUGGCUUCUAUAUCCACUGAUGUUGUUAUAACUGAACAUGCUAACCAUGCUAAGGACAACUUAUUUGAAGUUAAUAUUUAUAAAUACGAUGGUGUUGUUUGUGUUGGUGGGGACGGCAUGUUCAGUGAAGUGAUGCAUGGUCUCAUUGGAAGAAUGCAGAAGGACUCUGGCAUAGACCAAAAUAAUCCCAAAGCAUCGUUAGUCCAGUGCAAUAUAAGGAUUGGCAUAAUUCCUGCUGGUAUUUUGCAUCAAGACUGUAAAGGAUCAACAGAUUGCGUAUGCUAUUCAACUGUUGGCAUUUCUGAUCCAGUAACUUCAGCCCUUCAUAUUAUUAUAGGUGACUGUCAGCCUCUGGAUGUCUCUUCUGUACAUCACAACAACACAUUUUUGAAAUACUCUGUGUCAUUGCUGGGUUAUGGUUUUUAUGGAGAUAUAUUAAAAGAUAGUGAGAAGAAGAGGUGGAUGGGUCCAAUGAGAUAUGACUACUCAGGCUUCAAGACUUUUCUUUCUCAUCAUUAUUAUGAAGGAACAAUUGCUUAUCAACCAGCCAAACACACACACGGAUCUCCACGAGAUAAAGAGAGCUGCAGAACGGGAUGUUACAUUUGCAAGAAAAGUGAGAAACAACUGGCAGAACAGAACAAGGAACAUGGAUUAAAACAUGAAGAAGGCGAAGAAGAAUGGAAGGUUAUAAAAGGGAAAUUUUUAGCUAUCAAUGCAGUAAAUAUGAGCUGUGCCUGUCCACGAAGUCCAAAAGGUCUUUCACCAGCAGCUCAUCUGGCAGAUGGUUCAGCAGACCUCAUUCUAGUUCGGAAAUGCUCCAGAUUUGAUUUUCUACGGUAUCUUGUCAGACACACAAACCAAGAUGAUCAGUUUGACUUUCCAUUUGUAGAUGUUUUUCGGGUGAAGUGUUUUCAAUUUACAUCAAAGCUUUCAGAAGACAACGAAAGCAAUGUAAUGGACAUAGGAAAGAAACGUUUUGGCCAGUUCUGCAGAGAUCAUCCAGCCUGUUGCUGUAAUAUUGUUAAUAGCACCUGGAAUUGUGAUGGAGAAACUCUGGAUAGUUCAGCAAUCGAAGUGAGGGUUCACUGCCAGUUAAUGAAACUGUUUGCAAGGGGAAUUGAGGAAAACUGUAAAGAUGAAGCUGCCCAAAGCCAGAGUAGCAUUGAACAAUUACUAUAGACAUUGUUCCUCCAGUGGGGAGAAGAAAAAAUAAAAGCUCAAGGAAAUUGAGUAAAUAUGCAUUUUAGUCAAAUUGACAAGUAUUUUAAACUUCUAGAUUUUUUUUUUUUUUAAUGGCUUCACUAUAAUUUUAGACAUCUUACUGUAUUGCGUCCUUUUUAAAAAAAUUAUUGUAAUCAUUAAAAAUGUAUCUUGGAGUAAUGUAAUCUGUUACGUUGGAAAAGAUGGGAUUGGCCUAUAUCUAUGUAUUCUUGAUAACUGAUAAGUUCUCUGUGCUUUUCUAGAGAGCUAAUUUAGUAGCUGUGUUGCAAUAAUAUCUAAAUGUUAUGAAACAUUGGACUUGCCACUGGUACCAAGUUAAGACAUUUUCAGUGUCUGAGAAGACAUUUUCUGCUGGGAGUGUUAUGUAGUUGCAUGUGGCCUAAAUGCUGGAAUGCUGGACAAUGGUGUUGUCAUUUGCUUUUUUUUUUUUUUUUUUUUUUUUUUAAAUUAAAAUCUUUCAUUUUGUAAUUCUGACAAUACCUUGCAACUUAUCAAUGCAAUUCAAACACACAUUCCUGGCUUUAAGUAAUAACAAUAAUAGUGUACAGAUAUUUGAAAAAUAAAAGCACAACUAUAUACAGGUCACACCUCAUCCUCUAUAUUCUAUCUUUGAAGCCUUCCUUGAAUCAUGCUUUUUGGGAUUAUAAAAGGUUUUAUGACUAUUUGGAUGAUACCAAAUACCACACAGUGCAACUGAAAAGUCUUGCAAGCAAAUUGCAGAAGUACUUGUAUAAUAUCAGGAAGGCACAGGAAAGGAAUAUAUGAACAAGUUCUCAAACACCAGCAAGUUUUGGUUUUUUGGUUUUUUUUUUUUAAUAUCUGAUAUUAACAUAUUAAAAGCUUCCCUCUUCAGUACACAAUUCUACUCCAUAUGUUAAAAUGUCUUUGCAAAAUAAGAUGUUGGAGAGUUAAAUUUAGAAAUAUGAUUUCAUGAUUGAAAAUCCUUAAAAUAAUUUAAAUAAAUAUGAAACAAAAUAAUUUGCUUUGUGAAGCCAAGGGAGGAAACUGGCAUCUGACAAAUCAUGAAUUCACUGUGGUGAUUUGUUUUAUAACAAAAAACAUUAGACUUGUCAUAUAGAGCUAUGGAGUGAUUAUUUAAGUUGUAUAUAGUUUUGUGUAUUGUGGCACAUACAUGUUUUGUGUCCAGAGUUGUGGCUCUUUUUGCUCUUCUUGUACAGAUUUAUUCCUGUUUGAGGACAGAAGUUAGCCCCUGUGCUAUUUUAUCUUUUUUUAAGUGUUUCUUUAAGUCUAAAGUUCUCUAAAACUGACUUCCUCUGAGAUUUUUUUUGUGUCCAAACGGCUGAUGAGUCUGUAUUCAUGUAUAUUUAUUGGUACUUCUGUCAUCCAGCUUGUGUUAGUUUCUUGUCUCUCAUAUACGUUGUCAGUGUAAGCCAUGGUGAUUGGUCAUUUCAUUACUGAAGCACUUGAAUAUUGUUAUAAAUGGCCGGUUAUUUUUUUCAAUUGAAGUUAUUUACAUUCCAGUUUUGUGUAUUACCAAAAUUGUGUUCUAUAUCUUUGCUACAAGGUAUUAUUCAUAUUGCUCUAUAUGACAAAAAGCACUUGCAAAUUAUAUUUGCCUUAAGUACAAUCAUACAAAGUUUAGGAUCUUUAUUUUUUAUAUAGUAUUUCAGGAAAACACUUGAAUACUUUUCCAAAACUCUUUCCUUUCCUUAUUAAUGCAAUGAGUUAAAAUGUUGAUUCAUCCAGUAUUUUUCUGACGCUUGUAACACAGGUGUUACAUACACUUUUUAAAGCCAUGUUUAAUAAGUGAAAUAGUACAUUCGAACUAACAUCCCAUUGAAAAUGAAAUUAUGCAGUUCUACAAAUGUGAAUAUUUUUUGAAAGUGUCAUUUGUUAAAAACUGCCUAUGGUUAUUGUGGUUAAUCCAUGAACAUUGUGAGAGUACCCAGACUUCCAAGUUACAGUAAUUCUUGUGCAGAAGGUCAAAUGAUGCACACUCGGUUUACCAACAGUGAGGGAUUUUGAGGCAUUGCAGUAUUCCAGAGCACAUUCUCAUCACUGGGAACUGGAAUAAAUAUUAACCAGCUCUUUCCAUUAGUUUACUAGCAAGUCACGAGACCCCCUACUUGAAAAAAGGAGACAAUCUCAUAGUGAAUGGAUAUUGAAAUGCUUUGAGUAUCUGCAUCUGAGUGCUUGGUGUUUCCAAAGAAAGCCACAGUGAAGGUCUCCUUUUUGAGAAAAAGCCACCAGAAAAGGACAAAAGAUCAUUGUAUAGUAUGGUAAAGAAGUGUGAAGUAAAUAAUAAAGGUAUUGCAACAUAAUAAAAUUUAAAGGUCUUAGGUAAUAGAAAAGCUGCAUAGUUGCAUUUGAAUAAUUCUGUUUGUAGCAUAUUAAACUAGCAAAGCACCAUAUAUGAGGUGUAUGACAUGUCCAGUUUAUUUUUAAGAGAGCUGUGUAAGUAAUGUCUGCUUACAUUUUAAUUCUAGGGAUUUUUUUCUCCGAAUGUAAUCUUAGUAUGGAAAUUAUGUAUAGGAAAACCAGCUUUGAUUUUUCUUUUUUCCCAAUCUUGCUGGCUUCAAGAUUAGAAAAUGUGUUCUGUUUUACGAUGCUAGGGCAUUUCAUUAAAAAAAUAAAACUGCAUUGUACAAC